Messenger RNA from Musa acuminata AAA Group (dessert banana), 903 nucleotides. RefSeq lists its product as uncharacterized. The transcript has a single exon. Lineage: Eukaryota; Viridiplantae; Streptophyta; Magnoliopsida; Zingiberales; Musaceae. The record is from RefSeq and is a predicted model, not a curated record. Bases 1 to 903 code for a protein of 300 amino acids.
AUGGUGGAGUUGGCCGUCGCCCUGGCGCCCGCCGACCCUUCCUUCUUCCUGAGCGCACCGUCGAGCCCGAGGCCGUUCGGCGAUCCCGCCGGCUGCUACUACUACACCAGCGCGCCUGCCAGCCCUUCUCGAGCUGCGGCAAUCUACACCGACUUGUACGGUCCGGAGGAGAAGCCUGCAAGCCCGAGACCGGGCAGCGGCGACGACGAGGUACCGGAGUUCUCCUUCUGCUUUCACGGGAAGCCCGUGGAGGAGUGGCCGACGCUGCCUAUCACCGCUGCCGAUGAGCUUUUUGAGGAGGGCAUCAUUCGGACCGUGACGCCGUCGUGGGUCGAGAAUGGAGGAGGUGGUGCUCCUCAGAUCGCGGAGGAUGGCUUGAGGCGAGAGAGAGGGAGGAGGACUCUGUCUUCCUUUUCCGGCGCUUCUCCCAGAGGCCUGAGAGGGUCGACGUCCCUCUCUGCUCUAAGAGGAGGCUACGAGGGGGACCUGCCAAAGCCUCCCAGCUCCUCCCCGGCCACCUCCGCUUUGUCGAAGGGUGGCGGAAGCAAGAAGUGGAAGUUUUCCGACCUGUUCCUCUUCCGCAGCGCAUCCGAAGGGCGCGCAACGGGACGAGGAAGCAAGGACCCGCUGCGCAAGUACACCCUGCCUCCUCCCUCCUCGUGUACCAAGCGGGGGGCCAACGGCGGUGGAUCGACGAGGAGAGGAUCUGCGAGUUUGCCGUCAGCACACGAGAUAUACUACUCGGCAAACCGAGCAGCGGCGGAGGAGCAGAAGAGGAAGCAGAUGACACCUCUGGCUUACCAACGCCACGGCUUGUUCGGCUACCUCAGCGACAACCCGGCCAUCCACAGCAUCACGAAGGGGUUCGGUGGCUCCUCCUUGUUCUCUCGCAGGCAACGGUGA